AUGUCGUCCUCCCUGCAACCGAUCACUCUCUACGCCCAUGGACACAGUCCAAACCCCGUCAAAGUCGCAAUCAUCCUCGAAGAGCUUGGGUUGCCGUACAAGAAGGUCAACCUCGACGGCCCCGCCCUGAAACAGGAGCCGUUCAUCUCCAUCAACCCCAACGGCCGCGCCCCGGCCAUCGAAGACCCCAACACGGGCAUCACGCUCUGGGAGUCCGGCGCGAUCAUACAGUACCUGGUCGAAACGUACGACGCGGAGCACCACAAACUGUCCUACCCGGCCACGGCCGUGCGCGAAUACCACCAGCUCAACCAGUGGCUCAUGUUCCAGGUCUCGGGCCAGGGGCCCUACUUCGGCCAGGCCACGUGGUUCCUCUUCUUCCACCCCGAGAAACUGCCCAGCGCGAUCGAGCGGUACUUGAACGAGAUUGAGCGCGUCACGGGCGUCUUGGAUUCGUGGCUGGCCAAGCAUGAGUUCCUGGUCGGCGACAAGGUCACUUACGCGGACCUCAGUUUCGUGCCUUAUGCCGCAUUGGUGGCCAAGGUGCCGAUAUUGAAUCGGGAUGGGAAGUUGUUCGUCGCCGAAGGAGAGGAAGGUGGUGAGAAGAAGGAGAAAUAUCCCGCUUAUACGAAGUGGUUGGAUACGCUGAUGGCUAGGCCGGCAGUGAGCAAGGUUAUGGAGCAGUUUGCAGCCGCUGCCGCUAGCAUACACUGA
Messenger RNA from Capronia coronata CBS 617.96, 714 nucleotides. Its product is annotated as glutathione S-transferase. Bases 1 to 714 code for a protein of 237 amino acids. The transcript is spliced from 2 exons. NCBI's taxonomy places the organism in Eukaryota, Fungi, Ascomycota, Eurotiomycetes, Chaetothyriales, Herpotrichiellaceae. The record is from RefSeq and is a predicted model, not a curated record.